Messenger RNA from Catharus ustulatus (Swainson's thrush), 6024 nucleotides. RefSeq names its product collagen alpha-1(I) chain-like. NCBI's taxonomy places the organism in Eukaryota, Metazoa, Chordata, Aves, Passeriformes, Turdidae. Bases 1 to 1053 code for a protein of 350 amino acids. The transcript is spliced from 5 exons. The record is from RefSeq and is a predicted model, not a curated record.
AUGGGCGGCGGCGGCGGGCGCGGCCCCGCUCGCACGCAGGGAGACUCCGGGAGCGCCGAGCCGCGAAGCGCGGGCACCGCGGGAGUUCGGAGGGGACGGAAGGCGUGCGAGGCGAGGGCGGCUGGCUGCAGCCGGGCGGCCCCCGGCCGAGGCGAGGAGCGCUGGAGCAGCCUGCCGCCGGCGGCGGGGAAGCCUCCAUCCCGGCGGACGGCGGUGCCGUGCCGGAGCGGGGCGGCGGGCUGCCGGCUCUCGAAGCGCAGCAGUGCAUCGAGCGGAGGGGGACGACGACAAGGGGACUCACCCGGGCUUGGCGGGACAGCGCUGGAGACGCCGCUGCCGCCGCCUGGAGGUGGGGCGGUCAGGUUGUUCUGGCUCCCAGCGGCGUCGGGAGGCCGGGGGGACACAGCACCCGCCGCCGGGGAGAAGCGUCGAGGCUGUUCUGGGGCGAACAGAGGCUGCCGGAGGAAGAUGGUGCUCCUGGGGAAACAACACCCUCCGCUCCCCCCCCUCUCCCCAGCGCGGGCGGUCUGCUCGCCUUUGAUUGCGAGGCGAGGGCAUCCUGCCCCCGCCGCUCCCCCCUCCCGGGAUGGUUACAUACAAAGGCUGCUUUCCAGGAACUUUCCAGGAACCGCAUCAUGUGACAGGACCCGCUCCGGCGCCUCCGCCGCGAUCGCGGCCAGCCGGGGCCGACGCACCGAGCCGCCGCCCCUGUCACGCCGGGGCAGCGGUCGCCGAUCGCUGCCCCGCGGCCCCCCCGCCUCCUCCUCCUCCGCCCGCGGAGCCGCGGGAGACGCGCAGGCAAAAAUCCCUUUCAUGACCAAGGAAGGAGGCAACAACGUUUUUUACAGUCCUGCGAAGCGCCUGUUGCUAGAAAUGAUUUUCACUUUGUUCCUGAAAAGUAUGCCAAGUUUACUGGUGUUUGCUGGUGAUGUUUCAAAUAGAAGCAGGAGGGAGCAUGAGCUUUCCAGUGGAACAUGUGACAGCAGGGACCUGCUCCAGGUAGAUGGAGGAGUCUCAACUGGGGCAUCUCUGAAGUGGAGACUUGACUGGUGACUGAAAUUGUUUAGAAAAGACUAAUUACUUGUGUGAGUAAUCUAAGGUAAUCUGAAAUCAGGUCAUCUCUAAAAAUGCUGUGGGUUCACAUUGCCUGAUUUCAGAGGGCAAGCUUGUAUUUCUAAAUUUAAAAAAAGUCCCUUCUGAUGUCAAGAAGGACUUAUACUGGGAAUGUAAGAGGAAUAGAUAUGGCUUAUAUUCACACUAGGUGGGCUAGUCCCCUCUAGACCAGAGUCCCAUAUUCACAUCCCACAGUCCUCCUUGGACUCCAUCUGGCGCCUCCCCAGACCCAACAUGCAGUUCUAAUUUUUCUGUAUUGUCUUGUGAAGUUUGUGAAGUGAUGUGAAACUGUCCUGUGGUCACUGAGAAGGGUGCUUUCCUCACAUCAGAGUGAGGGUACGUGUUGUAUGUUCUGGGAUGCGGUAAUGUUUGAGGGCGCAGACAGCUUGGGUGGUUUGGAAGAGCAGGUCAUGUGAAGUCAAGCAAGAUGUGACCUUGGUGCUGUCCCUGCAGCAGUGGGAAGCCACUGCUCUCAGGAGGGUUUGUGGAACAGGGGGAGGCAGUGAAGAGGUGUGGGAGCAGGGGGGCCUGAGCUUGCUCCAAACUUCCACAAUAACAACGUGCCCAGAGGGAUCCUGAACAUCUCUCUGCUGCCGGCAUCACCUCGGGUGUGGUUAAGCCCAGGGUCCUAGUUUCACCUGCCAGAGUUACACAGGUAUUUUUACUGCAGACUAAAUGCAGCACUGUUAAAGAAAUACCAGGCUUUUCCUGCAUAAUUUCCACAAAGUCAUGAGUUAAAACUUGGUCAUAUUGAAAAAAAAAACACUCACCCAGUUCUAUUAAUUCAAGCUUUUGUCCCUGGACUGGACAAAGCACUGUGAAAGUACUAACCACUGUUGCUCUUCUCCUCACAGGCCAUUGUGUCACCUUACCAGUGGCCUCUCUGGGUUCACUUCAAAUCUUUCUUUUUUUUCAUUCAAAAGUCAGUGAGUUGUAAACCCUUGCAGCCAACACCCAGCAUGUUUCUUUCAGUAUUUUAAUACAAAUAUAUGGUCUAGAAAGGGAAUUUCCCUGUCAUUUUUCUUACCUCUGCUUAUGAUGAAUUUCCCAUGAAUUUUAUUUGCUCCAUGCUUCUACUCUGGAUAGGAAAUCCUUUUUUCUUAAUCUAGUUUUAAAUAUUGUGGAACUCGCUACCACUCUGUUACUUCAUCACUAAUGCCAGGAUUUUCACUGUAGGAAAAAUGGCAUGGGAGAAAGGAAUUCUGUAAACAUCUAUUCUUGGAAAAUAACAAAUGAACCCACACUGAAACCAGACAGUAUUAAAAAUUACAAAAUAAAUUUAAAAAAGGAUAUGAAACCUUCUGUUACUUAUACCAACCAACCAAAUGUUAACUAAUUAAGGGUAAAGGAAAUAUUUUUCCUAGCAUCUGUUUAUUAUUCAGUAGAAACAAUCAGUUGGUCUUAACUAAAGCAAAGGUGAUUCCUGCAGCACAGCUCUGAUCCAGUGUAACUUCUACAGACGAUGAGUUCAGAAAAACAGUACUUAGCAUAUUAUUUGUUUCAACAAAUCACAUUUGAAUGAGAACAGUGUUUAAGACAAGAAACUUCAGCAGUGUUUAAAAAACUUGGUGCUAAUGAUUAGGAGUGUUUAAAAAACACUGAUCUUUGCAUGAAACUAUUAAGCUCUGUUUUGUUACCAUUAAUGAGUAGGAAAUACAUGUUUGCACAGGAGGGUCAUGCUUCAAUAGUUUAAUCUUUUACUUAGGUUAAUUUUUAUUCAACAUGGUAAUGACUUAGUGCAAUAACUUUUCACUGUUAAUUUAAAUUUUCUCUGUGACUUUCAUGGUCAGCAUGUUAUUAGUUUUAGCAGAAGAGAUGCUAAAAAACAGAUCUUGUAGAUUUUUUUUUUUUUUAAAUCAUCUCACAUUUUGCUGGUAGGAAGAUCCUUUUGCUGAGGUAUUAAACUUUGGUAGCAGUCAAAACUGGUCUUAUUCAAAAAGGUAAACUACCUCUGGCCUGACACUGUUUUUCAUCUUGACAAGCAGAAAAGCUGAAUAUAAGCAGAACUUUUUUCUUUAUUUGUAUUCCAUAAAGACCAGGUGACAAAGAUUCUUAGUUCUAUUGGCUGUGCCAACAUCUUGUGUUUUCUCUACACAACAAAAAACUUUGUGAUACAUUAUCACUUCUCACCUACAUCAUGACGGUUAAUAAAGUGGCAUGACAGGCCAUAAACUUCUACUUCUCCAGAAGCCGUGAGAUGCAAAAUUACUGACCAAACAUGCUGUUUAGUUCAUGCAGCUUCCACAUACCUCCCACUGUCUGACCUGCAGUGUUCCAACAGCUGUAGUUAAACACAGGGGAACUAACAUUCUCUAGCAAUUAUAUUUAAAGUUUCAGAUAAUUCCAUGCAAAUUGCCCAGAAAAUCAUAAUUUAUCAUGUUUGUUUUUGUAGAAGUACCUAAAGAUAACUGUUGAAAUCAUAGGCUCAUUUUAUAAGAGGUGCCAGAAAGAUACAUAAGUAAUUAUCUUAUUUCUCCAAACAGCUUAUAAUUUUUAGCAUUAGAGGGUUGAUUAAAUACAAGAUGAGAUUAAAAUCCCAUACACAGUGUACAUUUACAAAUUAAAUGUAUGUGAAUUAACUCUAUAUAGAAAACCAAGAACUCCUAUAUACAUACUAUUGAAGGCUAGCAGAAACACCAAAAAAUGGUUUUAUCUGAAUUUUAAGAGUAUUUAAAUUAAAAAAAAAAAAAUUAUAGGUAUCUGAAUCUCAUCUUCAUCCUUCCGUCACAGAAAAGGAAAAUGCAUCUCCAGAGAACAACUGUGUGACAUAUUCUAGACAAUAAAAUGUUAAAAUAAGAUCAAUUGCCUUGUGCGUGUACUUUUUCUGUGCUCACUGAACAUAAGGGGAGCCUGUGAAGAUUAACUCAGGUUUAGAUGUCUAAUUAGUAUCUGUCUCAAUUUUGGAGAUAACCCAAGCUUUUAUGUAUCGUAGGUACACAAUUUGUUCCUUUAUACUGGUGACUAGCAGGUUUGCUCUACACCAAUGUUGUUAUAUUGCAGCAUUAAAAAAAUAUACAUCAUCUAUUACAGAUGAAGAAUGCCGUUUACAUCUAUUUCAUCUCUCAAUUUCAUAACUUUGUAUUGGCUUUGAGGACAGAAUGAGCAUGUGAGAAAUUACAGCAGAGAAGCUGCUAAAAUGUAUAGAGUGGACUGAGAAAUGCAGUGCUAGCUUCAACAAGCAGUUGGUGCUGACUUAUAAUGACCUGCCACAACGAUUUAUUGUGGUAUAGCAGAAUUUGGACAUGACAGAUGAAGUUCAGACCUAUUACAACAGCAGCAUGAGAGAAGUUUUCUAUAGAAGUUAACAGCUGGAGGGGUGGGGAGGGAGGGAGGGAAGGAUGGGUGGGCAGAUGGGCAGGUGGGUACUACUGCCUCCAGUGUAGUCAUGGGGAAGUGAAACACAGUCAUGACACUUGACAGGUGGGUCCCAUUACUGCCCCACUGUCGACUCUUUUUUUUUUUUUUUUUCCCAGACUGGGAUGGUGGAACUUUUUUUGAGUCUCCGAGACACCCUACAAAAGUUAAAGCACUCAAGUAAAAAACCUUUGAGGCUUGAAAUCCAAGGCAGAGCCCGGCCCCGGUGCCGCUCCGGCUGUGUGCGGUGCUGCCUCCCGGUGGUGCCACGCACAGGCUGCACAGCAGCUCCCGCGGCGCGCACCCAGGGAAAAACCCGCCUCCAAAGCAUCCGUUUGGGUUUCAUCUGGCCAGAAUUCCAGGAGGGAAAAGAAUGCUUUUCACUGAGGCACCAAGAUUAAUUGAGCUGCGGUUGAAAUGGUCCGAAUUCCUGCUCGGGAGCACUGGAGCAGGCUGCCCGAGGAGGUUGUGGUUUUCUUCUCUGCAGACGUUCCAAAUGCAGCUGGCUGUGCUCCUGCCACCUCCUGCAGGUGACCCUGCCUUAGCAGAAGCGCUGGACAAUACGAUCUCCAGAGGUCCCUUCCAAACCUAACAAUUCUGUGAUUCUGUGAAUUAAAGGGAAAUUUUUUAAUAUAUGAUGGAAACACUUUUCUAAUGGCACGCAGGGCAAGCAAGGCUGAGGAGAAUGUUAGCGAGACAUUUAAAAACCAGAAAUCCCUCAGUAAGAUGUACCAAACUGUCUACUAUACACAGCAACGAGCCCAAGAUGCUCUAGAACACUAGUAGAUACAAAGCAAAUGCCUAAGUGCCCGAACUUGGAUACAAAGUGCCAGAACAGACUUAAUAUUGCAAAUUUUAUGCAACUUAAGUUUUCAAUUACAAAGAAUUAGGGCAACAGAAAAUAGAAAUCCCAAACUAACUUUCAAAUGUUUUUUGGUUUUUUUUUUGGUGUUGGGGGGUCUUUUGUUUGUUUUGUGUUUUUGUUUUGUUUUUGGUUUUUUGAAUAGAAGCAGAACAAUAAUCAAGUGAAUGAAUUCUGAAUUCUAAGUUUUCAAGUGAAGAGAAACAAUGACAAUUGUUUGAGACCUAGAAAACCAAGAAGAGAGCUUCAGGUUACUGUGAGAGUAGUAUUUUAAUUGUGUCAUACCUCAGGUAACCCAGAAAAAAGAUUUAGUAAAAGAAAACACUGUAAGACUGAGGGCAGCAGCACAAUGCAGGGAAAGAUUUUAAAACAUCACUGCUAUGAAUUAAUAACAAAAGGGAACAGGGUACAACAUGUAGUGAACAUGUGUUUUAGACAGUUUCCAGCCACUGGGCAGAAGAGGAAGUACUUUAAAGAUAGCAGCCAAGAACAUAAUAGAUUUUUAGCCCUCAAAAUGCCUGAAAAGCAUCCAAAAGUGUUUGGGAAACAUUGUGAAAUCCAGUAUUUCUACAGUGAUAGUAAAUGUUUGAUCACAAACAGGGUUUGACAGGCAAGAACAGAUAAAUGUCAUACCAAAGAUUUCUCUGUAAAGCAAAAUUUCUUAGUAGCAUUAGGCAGCAGUAAGCAAAAAUAUG